Messenger RNA from Linepithema humile (Argentine ant), 1765 nucleotides. RefSeq names its product serine/threonine-protein kinase grp (gene grp). Gene Ontology annotation, molecular function: ATP binding; protein serine/threonine kinase activity. Gene Ontology annotation, cellular component: cytoplasm. Gene Ontology annotation, biological process: intracellular signal transduction; protein phosphorylation. Lineage: Eukaryota; Metazoa; Arthropoda; Insecta; Hymenoptera; Formicidae. The record is from RefSeq and is a predicted model, not a curated record.
GUAUUCUAUGACCGCAUACAUCUUCGUAGUCCCGCAGGAAGUGCAUCGGAUGGUGAUUUGCUCCGUUUCAUUAACGCGAUUUUAUUAUAAAUUAAACGCGUUUCGUCUUAUCGCAUUGCGCGGAGCUUAAAUCCGCGACGGCGCGAAAUGACGACGAUAUUUUUCGCGCGUACCGGCUUUUAUUGAAAUCACGCGAUGAUUCUUCCAUGUAACCCGCUGCAACCACGUGCUUGAAAAUCUCAUUCGGCCGUUACGCCGAAUUGCUCACGCAAAGCGUAAUACGGCGUCGAAAAUUCCGUUGGGUCGAAUAAAGAAAGGCAUGCUGAAAUGACGGAGUUCGUGGACGGCUGGUUUUUGGGGCAUGUCCUGGGCGAAGGAGCCUAUGGCGAGGUCAAACUGGUCGUCAAUAAGUCUACAGGUGAGGCUGUUGCUAUGAAAAUGGUUGAUGUUGAAAAACAUCCAGAUGCUAGGCAAACAGUUCGCAAGGAAACUGCUAUCCAUCGUAUGUUAUCGAAUCCUAAUAUUGUACAAUACUUUGGGAAACGCAGUGAGCCUAAUAUGGAAUAUAUGUUUUUGGAGUACGCUUCAGGCGGAGAGUUAUUCGAUAGAAUCGAACCUGAUAUUGGUAUGCCAAUGGGGGAAGCACAGAAAUAUUUUAGACAAUUAAUUUCUGGCGUAGAAUAUUUGCAUAGUCGUGGCGUCGCGCAUAGAGACCUUAAGCCGGAGAAUUUACUACUAGACGAUAAUGACAAUUUAAAGAUAAGUGAUUUUGGAUUAGCGACGAUAUACCGUAUACAAGGUAAAGAACGUUUGUUGGAAAAAAAAUGCGGCACAUUACCAUACGUCGCACCGGAAGUGCUAGUAAGAGCGUAUCAUGCGGAGCCUGCGGAUGUAUGGUCCUGUGGAAUUAUUCUCGUUGCCUUAUUAGCGGGAGAACUGCCAUGGGACCAACCCUUGGCAGAGUGUCCUGAAUAUAUCGCAUGGAAAUACGGGAAAUAUAUGUCUCUCACACCAUGGAAAAAAUUGGACAAUUCGUCGUUGUCGUUGAUUAGAAAGAUUCUUGCGGACUCGUCAUCAGCAAGAUAUAAAAUAUCAGAUAUUAAGCAGCAUAGGUGGUUUGUCACAAGCUGCACCAGAGACUGUGUUGAUGGGCAAAAACAGGCAUGGGCGGAGGACGAAAGUCUAAGAAAUGUCUGCUUGUCGCAGCCCGAAUUUCCUGGAAUGGAAAGUAUCAGUGCGACUGAAUUUAAUCUAACCGAACGUCCAACGUUUUCAUUUUCUCAGCCCGCUCAUGUAGAAGAUCUUUUAUUAUGUACACAAUUACAAGCGAUGACACAACCCAGUCAGCAAAAUUCCUUCCAAAGAUUAGUCCGCCGAAUGACUAGAUUCUUUGUCAAGAUAGAAUAUCAGGAUAUUGUAAAGAGGCUAAUGAGGUAUUGCGAGAAGGAAAAUUAUGUUUUCCGUGUUAAUGAGUUUGGCGUGGUGACGAUAUCGACAACGGAUCGACGCAAGAUGCCGCUCGUUUUUAAAGUGAACCUUAUAGAAAUGGAUGCAAACAUAUUAGUGGAUUUCCGCCUGUCCAAGGGCUGCGGCUUAGAAUUUAAGAGAGCGUUCCUUAAAAUCAGAGGCGCAAUGGAAGAUGUUAUUGUAAAGAGCUCUGUGGUGUAUUCAAAGAAUCAAUAGUUGACAGAUUUUAUAAUCGACGUGUAACAUGUAUUCUUUUUUAUAUUUUUUUAUAAUAAAAUGUUUUAAUGUUUUCUACAAA